Coffea arabica (coffee) is the source of this 1605-nucleotide messenger RNA. RefSeq lists its product as uncharacterized. Gene Ontology annotation, biological process: DNA repair; telomere maintenance. Gene Ontology annotation, molecular function: DNA helicase activity. Lineage: Eukaryota; Viridiplantae; Streptophyta; Magnoliopsida; Gentianales; Rubiaceae. The record is from RefSeq and is a predicted model, not a curated record.
AUGACCAGCGAGUGUUUAAUAAACCCGCUGUAUCUCAAGUUGCAGCUUUAUGGGUUGAAGGAGACAACGCUAAUUAAGGUUAUUCUAGACACAUACAGAUAUAUACAAAAGAAGGACACAGCCACAGCAUUCAAUAUUACUAUGGCUGCUAUGACCCUCUUCAGUAUCCACUACUUUUUCCAUUUGGAGAAACUGGAUGGCAUCCAGCAUGCUUUCAAUUUAUAUACAGCAGAAGAUUAUGAUCGCAUAGUUUCUGCAGAAAUACCUGAUGAAGCACAAAAUAAGCAUAUUUUUAGAAUGGUCAAGAAACAUAUGAUGCAUGGGCCAUGUGGUGAGAAAAAACCUGAUAAUAACGUAGAAAUUUGCUCCACAAUUAUGGCUGUGAAGUUUGUGUAUAAGUAUAUAUACAAAGGCCAUACAAGGAUACAUUUUCAAGUGAAUUCAGAUGAUGGAGCAAAUAUUGUUGAUGAAAUCAAAGAAUAUCAGUCAGCACGGUGGGUAUGUGCAGCUGAAGCAAUGUGGAGAAUAUACAGAUUUCAUCUUUAUGAAAUGCAGCCUGAUGAUUUUGCAAAAAGUCUCAAAUGUACCUACAAAGAGUUUCCUGAGCAUUUUGUGUGGUAUCCAAGUUCCAAAUCUUGGCAACCUAGAAAACAAAAAGAUUCUAUAGUCAAACUUGUUGCAGCAAAUCCCCUUGAAGGUGAACGGUACUUCCUAAAACUCCUUUUACUGCAUGUUAGAGCUCCAACUUCUUAUGAUGAUUUAAAAACUGUAAACGGAGUACAUGUUACUACAUUUCGCGAAGCAGCUGUGCUUAGAGGAUAUUUAGAAUCAAAUAACUCACAAGAUGAAUGUCUACAAGAAGCUGCUGUUUAUCAUAUGCCAUAUAGUCUAAGAAGGUUGUUUGCAACAUUGUUGGUAUAUUUUACCCCCUCAAACCCAAGAUCCCUAUGGCUGAAAUUUGAAGAAUCAUUGUCUGAAGAUUACAAUAGACUCCCAAACAUAACCAAAAAUGAUAUUCAAUUUAAAGUUCUGCAUCAAAUAAGCACUUUUUUAGAGUCUAUGAGUCGUAAUAUAAACAGCUAUGGACUGGUGCCAAGAGUACUCAAAUUUUAUGACUCAAACACAGAUACAAGAGAUACAAUUAGUGAAACAGAGAUUAAAGUUUCAGAGGAUGACUUGGUAUCAAUUACUAAACUUAAUCUUGGUCAAAAAGUAGCUUUUGAUACCAUAAUGCAGGCAUUAUACAUUAAAGGAAAAGGAUGUUUCUUUAUAGAUGGACCAGGUGGCACAGGAAAAACAUUUCUUUAUCGAGCAUUAUUAGCUGAAGUACGGUCAAAAGGCUUUAUAGCAUUAGCUACCGCUUCUUGUGGAGUUGCAGCAUCAAUAUUACCAGGAGGUAGAACAGCACACUCUCGAUUCAAGAUUCCAAUUGAUAUGAAUUCAGUUAACAUGUGUAAAAUUAGUAAACAAAGUGCACUUGCUAAACUAAUUCAAGCAGCUAAACUUAUCAUUUGGGAUAAAGCUCCAAUGGCACACAAAACUGGUAUAGAAGGUGUGGAUACGCUACUAAAAGAUUUAAUGGGUUCUUUUGAAUUAUUUGGCUAA